This is a messenger RNA of Dentiscutata erythropus, 426 nucleotides long. Lineage: Eukaryota; Fungi; Glomeromycota; Glomeromycetes; Diversisporales; Gigasporaceae. The record is from the annotation of a GenBank genome assembly.
AUGUCAAAGAAAGCAUUGAUUGACUAUUCGGAACAAUUAAUGAAGGACUUUGAAAAAAAUAAUAUAAAAUUUUUUGACUAUUCUCAUGAUAUAAAACUUAAACGCAUUGGACAAGGAGGUUAUGCUGUUGUAUAUUCGGCGAUUUUAGAAGGAAAUGAAUAUGCACUAAAAAGUUUAAAUAAUAAUCUGGAUUUUACUCAUGAAGAGUUCAAAAAAUUCAAUCGUGAGAAAACUGUCGAAAAUACACCCUUAUAUUACGCAAAUCUUUACAAGAAUUGCUGGUCUUCUGAACCAAAUCUUCGCCCAACAAUAGAUGAGAUUUUAAUUGAACUCGAGAAAUCACUUACUGAACCUGUUGAAUUCAUUACAAAUCUACCUAAUAUUCCUUUGUGCAAUGCAGAUUAUAUUUUUGGAGAAAUAUGUUAG